Cucurbita moschata (crookneck pumpkin) is the source of this 1128-nucleotide messenger RNA. RefSeq names its product protein DEHYDRATION-INDUCED 19 homolog 4-like. The record is from RefSeq and is a predicted model, not a curated record. NCBI's taxonomy places the organism in Eukaryota, Viridiplantae, Streptophyta, Magnoliopsida, Cucurbitales, Cucurbitaceae. Bases 236 to 892 code for a protein of 218 amino acids. The transcript is spliced from 5 exons.
GCCAGAGGGUCGGUAGAGAGUUUUUUUGGUGCUCUCUCCCUCGCGUAAUUUCUGUGUCUUUUCCUCGCUGUGUUUUCUCUUCCAUCUCUGGUAAGGUCAAGUUUCCAGUUGAAUUCUGGAUUCCAUUUCGCGAUCUUCGAUAACGGUACCGAUCGCUAUCGCGAUCGCGAUUUUGGUUGUUGUAAGAACUCAAAGAAGAACAAUUUGAGGAAGAAGAUUCAGAGUUCAAUCAUUUAUGGAGGCUGAUUCGUGGAAUGCUCACUUUCAGCUUUCAUCUUCGCGACGCUACCGAUCUCGGUCCGGUGUGUACCAAGGAGAUCAUGAAGAAAUUGAAGAUGAAAAUUCGAGGGCUGAGUUUUUGUGCCCUUUUUGCGCCGAGGAUUUUGAUAUUGUAGGUCUUUAUUGUCACGUCGACGAGGAGCACCAGGUGGAAGUCAAGAACGCGGUAUGUCCAUUAUGCACAAAGAAGGUCGGAAUGGAUAUUGUUGGCCACAUCAUCUCACAACAUGGGAGCCUUUUCAAGGUGCAGCGACAGAGGAGAUUGCGAAAAUUUGGAUCUAGUUUGACAUUUUCGAAGCUGAGAAAGGAGCUUAGGGAAGGAAACUUGAGAUCCCUUCUUGGUGGUUCUUUACACUCUGCCCCCACCAGUACUGAACCUGAUCCAUUGUUGUUUUCGUUUACUUCUAAUCUGCCUACCGUCAGUCAGCCAUCUAAAGUGCAGUCUCAACUGUGGGCUGAAGUAACUUCAUCACAGGAAAGUUCCAAGGCUGACUGUUCAGGGAGGAGCAACGUCUCAAGGCUGAGGGCUUCAAAUAAGGAUCAAAAGGAGAAGGCUCAGAAAUGUGAAUUUGUACAAGGGCUGUUGAUGUCUACUGUGCUUGAUGAGUUAUGAUUUGGUAUAGGUUCAAGUAUGGAACCGAGAGCGUAGGUUAUCAGAAUGGAUCGAUCUGAUAUGAAUAUUGCAACGGGUGGCAAUAGAUAUUAGGUAAUCUAAACUUCGCAAUGUUCUAUUAUCCAAAAGUAUAUAUGUGCAUAAAUGGAAAGAUGGAAGGUUCUUGUUUUAUCAACAUUUAGUAACAUGAUAUGAUACUUCAACUCUUGAUCGUAGAUGAUCUCCAAUUCAUCCUA